Schistocerca nitens (vagrant locust) is the source of this 471-nucleotide messenger RNA. RefSeq names its product proline-rich protein 2-like. The record is from RefSeq and is a predicted model, not a curated record. The transcript is spliced from 2 exons. Lineage: Eukaryota; Metazoa; Arthropoda; Insecta; Orthoptera; Acrididae. Bases 65 to 436 code for a protein of 123 amino acids.
AUCAGGCGUUGGCGAGCCUUAUAAAAGCUCUGUAGCCCGCGCUCACCUCAGCACUUCCAUCACCAUGAGGGCGAAAGAGGCAGCUCUCCUCCAGUGUCUUGUGGUGUCAGCAUGCCGCAGCCAGGACACUCCACCUGGCUCUUCUGGACCAACUGAGGGACCACAACCAACCGGACCACCUGGACCACCAACUGGAGGUCCUGAUCCGACAGGUCAACCAACUGGACCACCAGGCACACCAACUGGAGGUCCUGAACGAACUGGACCACCUGACACACCAAGUGGGGGUCCUGAACCAACAGGUCAACCCACUGGAGGUCCUCAACCAUCUGGAGGGCCCCAAACAACUGGUGGGCCACAGCCUACUGAAGGCCCACAGCCUACUGGUCCACCAAGGCCACCAGGACCGCCAUCUAGGGGUCUUUGGCGUUUCUGACUUCCUGUACACGUUUCUGCGAAACAUAAGAGAUU